Molecule: messenger RNA, 1088 nt
Organism: Zychaea mexicana
Lineage: Eukaryota; Fungi; Mucoromycota; Mucoromycetes; Mucorales; Lichtheimiaceae
Product: dienelactone hydrolase
Exons: 8
Coding region: 285-1019 (244 amino acids)
Molecular function (GO): hydrolase activity
Source: RefSeq, a predicted model, not a curated record
GCUGGAAAUACGUAGGCGCUUUCUCUAUCGUUAGGUGACGCUGCAAGCCUUGCGUCCAUGCAAACCAUCCGGGGAAACUAAUUUGCGGAUAUUCCAUCGGAGCUCGAUAAAAGAAAACCCCAGUUAACGGAAACAGCGAAGCCGAUAUGUUCAUCUUUUGAUCGGAUGAAAGUAGUAUUUCAUCUUAACAGUAGUUACACUUUCUACUAGGAUAAAUCCCCAAAAGUUUAGGUCAAAUUUCCACGAUUUCACCAGCUGCUUUUCCUUGCAUUUAUCAUAAAAAUAUGUCGUCCCUCAAAGCUUGCUGCACUAUCCCCCCUGUCGACAGCGACUACCAGCCCGUUGGUACUGUUGAAAACGUUGGUGACAUUCAGUUGCCCACCUACGUUGUUGGUCCCAAGGACGCAAAGAAGGCUCUUCUCGUUAUCUAUGAUGUCUUUGGUUUUCACAACAACACUAAACAAUUCUGCGACGUGCUUGCCAAGAACUGUGGCUACAAGGUUGUCAUGCCCGACUUCUUCCGCGGCAAGCCACUCGUGCCGGAGGACAUGGGUGAUGUCGACCGUGUGAUGGCCUGGAUUGGCAAGGUUGGCAGCAUGGAAGUGAUCCAACCUCAGGUUGAGGUUGUCCGCCAGUGGCUCCAGGAACAAGGUGUUGUCGAGGGUGGUUUGGUUGGCUUCUGCUGGGGUGCCAAGAUCUCGGUCCAAAUCACGGCUGUCGAUUCGUUCUUUGGUGGCGCCUCGCUUAUUCACCCUUCGUUCGUUGAUGUAAAGGACGCUGAAAAGGCUGGUGCCCCCGUCCUCGCUUUGCCCAGCAAGGACGAGCCCGAUAUGACCGAAUACAUGAACGUCUUAGCCAAGAAGCCCUUCGGUGAUAAGUGUGCCCACCAACGCUUUGAUGACAUGCACCACGGCUUCGCUGCUGCUCGUGGCAACUGGUCUGACGAACUCAACAGAAAGAGAGCCACUGAGGCCAUCCAGUUGACUGCCAACUUCUUCCGUAGCGUCCUUACCAAAUAAAUUUACAAGUUGUGUGUAUAACAUGAUGGCAAUAAUAGCAUACAAUAAAAAAAACGAGCUGGAAUCGAA